GAGCUCCGGACUGCUUGUGCUUGAGCUCAUUUGGGCCUUAGGGUUGCGUUCUGGCUCCACGCCAGACUCUGGUUUACUGUCUCCGGCGCAGCCCGGCGCCUCGCACCAACUGUUUCCCUGGUGAAGGGUGGGUGACCCCUCCUUUCUCCUUUCCCCGCCUGUCCUUUGAUCCUGCCGCGCAGUGCGUCCCCACGCGGAUCCUUGGGUCGCUUCGCACCCUGCGGCGAAUCGGUGGUCAUGCCGACCCAGCAGCCAGCUGUGACCAGGAGGCCACCUAAGGCUUCCCGGAGCCUCUCUGGUUCACUUUGUGCACUGUUUUCUGAUGCAGACUCGGGAUCAGGGAUGAAGGCGGAGCUGUCUCCUCGACCUGGGGUAGCAGGGAGGGAGAUGACCCAAGAAGAGAAGCUGCAGCUUCGGAAGGAAAAGAAACAGCAGAAGAAGAAACGGAAGGAGGAAAAAGGGACAGAACCAGAAGUUGGCUCUGCUGUAACUUCAGCCCAUUGUCAAGUGAGAGAACUGCCAGGACCCAGCAGGCAGUUGGAGGGCACUCCUGGUGAGAAAGUUCCAGGUGGUCGGAGUAAGGCUGAACUUCGUGCUGAGCGUCGGGCCAAGCAGGAGGCUGAACGGGCCCUGAAACAGGCAAGGAAAGGGGAGCAAGGAGGGCCACCUCCUCAGGCCUGCCCCAGCACAGCUGGAGAAACCCCCUCAGGAGUGAAGCGUCUCUCAGAGCAAACUCAGGUUGAUGACCCCACACUUCUGAGGAGUCUUAUUAAAAAACCAGAGCGACACCAGGUUCCUACCCGAAAGGAUUAUGGAUCCAAAGUCAGUCUCUUCUCCCACCUACCCCAGUACAGCAGACAAAACUCCUUGACCCAGUACAUGAGCAUCCCAUCCUCUGUGAUCCACCCAGCCAUGGUGCGACUCGGCCUGCAGUACUCCCAGGGCCUGGUCAGUGGCUCCAAUGCCCGGUGUAUUGCUCUGCUUCGUGCCUUGCAGCAGGUGAUUCAGGAUUACACAACCCCUCCCAAUGAGGAACUCUCAAGGGAUCUUGUGAAUAAACUAAAACCUUAUAUCAGCUUCCUGACUCAGUGUCGCCCCCUGUCAGCAAGCAUGUACAAUGCCAUCAAGUUCCUUAACAAGGAAAUCACUGCUGUGAGCAGCUCCAAGCGGGAAGAGGAGGCCAAGACAGAACUUAGAGCAGCUAUUGAUCGGUACAUACAAGAGAAGAUUGUGCUGGCGGCUCAGGCAAUUUCACGAUUUGCCUACAAGAAGAUCAGUAAUGGAGAUGUGAUCCUGGUGUAUGGAUGCUCAUCUCUGGUAUCACGAAUUCUUCAGGAGGCUUGGAAUGAGGGCCGGAGGUUUCGGGUGGUAGUGGUGGACAGUCGGCCCUGGCUGGAAGGAAGGCACAUGCUACGUUCUCUGGUCCAUGCUGGCGUCCCUGCCUCUUACCUGCUGAUUCCUGCAGCCUCUUAUGUGCUCCCAGAGGUUUCCAAGGUGCUAUUGGGAGCUCAUGCACUUCUGGCCAAUGGAUCGGUGAUGUCACGGGUAGGGACAGCACAGCUGGCCUUAGUGGCUCGAGCCCAUAAUGUGCCAGUGCUGGUCUGCUGUGAAACAUACAAGUUCUGUGAGCGUGUGCAGACUGAUGCCUUUGUCUCUAAUGAGCUAGAUGACCCCGAUGAUCUGCGGUGUGAGCGGGAAGAUCAUGUAGCCCUGGCUAACUGGCAGAACCACUCAUCCCUGCGGCUGUUGAAUCUGGUCUAUGAUGUGACUCCUCCAGAGCUUGUGGACCUGGUCAUCACAGAGCUGGGCAUGAUCCCUUGUAGUUCUGUACCUGUUGUCCUACGAGUCAAGAGCAGUGACCAGUGAGGAGGAAAUACAGGGUCAAUAAAUGACAUACAUCCUACCCUUA
Chinchilla lanigera (long-tailed chinchilla) is the source of this 1909-nucleotide messenger RNA. It is a transcript of the gene Eif2b4, whose product is annotated as eukaryotic translation initiation factor 2B, subunit 4 delta, 67kDa. The coding region runs from base 238 to 1866 and encodes 542 amino acids. The record is from RefSeq and is a predicted model, not a curated record. The transcript is spliced from 12 exons. Lineage: Eukaryota; Metazoa; Chordata; Mammalia; Rodentia; Chinchillidae.